AUGCAGUUCUUCACCAUCAUCGCUCUCCUGGUGCCUUUGGCCCUCGCAGAGACCUGGAACCUUUCCGGCACCUGCUCCAACGACCUCACGUGCGAGAUCGACGACCAGUACACCAGCCCUACACUGGUCUGCGGUAACCAGAACGGACAUUUCUCUGGCGACGGCAACGCAGGAAAGACGGGCUGCGUCCCUGCUGGCACCAAGUGCACUUACGUCUGGACUUUUCUGUUUGAGAACCCCGGCCCUGAUGCACAGGUCGUUGUCCGGGAAGAUGUCCCAGUCGGAACCCCCGGGCCGUUUGAAGUUCUCGUUCAACUUGACUUCACUGGAUUAUGCGGGUCAGAAGUCCGAGCGCUCCGUGGUUGGGGUGCUUACGAUCCCAUCCUGGGCCAUGAAGGUAUCGGCAGAGUCGUGAAAUUGGGAGACAACGUCUCAGAGUCACUCCUGAAGAAGAAGGUUGGAGUCAAGUGGCUCUAUAGCGCCUGCGGAGAAUGUUCCGUAUGCGCGCGCGGAUUCCCCAAUAACUGCUCUAAGCAGCUGAAUACCGGCAAGCACCGUCCUGGGACCCUUCAGCGAUACGUCGUCGCGGACUCGAGAUACUUGACCUUGAUACCGGAGGGCUUGAACGACGAGGAGGCAGGACCAUUGCUUUGUGCGGGCCUCACGAUGAUGGGCGCGCUUUCGAUGCUGGACAAUGACUUAUCUCGAGGCGACUGGGUGGUAAUCCAAGGCGCCGGAGGAGGGCUCGGUCAUCUUGGAGUGCAAAUCGCAUCUAAGCUAAAGGGCUUCCGUGUCAUCGCGGUAGACACGGGAGAUGAGAAACGGAAGUACCUGGAGAGUAGAGCGGAUGCGUUCAUUGACUAUGCAACUGAGGACGUGGAAAAGUCGAUCAUGAGUUUGACCGGGGAGGGAGCUCAUGCUAUCAUCGUUGUUCCCGGUUCAGAGGACGCCUAUCGAAUCGCGCCAAAGCUCUUGAGGUCUAUGGGGACAAUCAUUUGCGUUGGGCUACCUCGAAAUGAUUUCGAGUUGCCCAUCUCAGUUGCUCAGUGUGCCCUGAAAGCUCUGACAAUCAAGGGUGCCAUGGUCGGGACAGAAGAUCAAAUGACGGAGCUGCUUCAGGCAGCUGAGAAGGGAACGAUCCGGGCUUCCAUAGACCUUUUAUCCUUCUCGCAUGUUCCCGAGAUCAUGACCCAGCUAGAGAAAGGAGAGGUUUCUGGACGGGCCGUGAACGCGACGAAGAUGGCACCUUCUCCGCCCAAAUCCUCUCCGAAGUCAUCGACGAACUCGCCCCCAAAUGAUGGCGAUGAUACUAUCGACGCUAUUAUUCCAGAUGAGAUCAACGACGAGGACGCCUCAACAAUUGGACCCAGCGUCGCAUCCUCCAGUACGAGCGUAAGCAGUUCGAUUCUCGACUACCGCAUAGAGAACGGACGCACGUAUCACAAGUACAAAGACGGCACCCCGCCGAAUGCCGCUGACUCUAGGGUCCGUCGCGUCCUUGAUAUCGGCACAGGCACGGGCAUUUGGGCAGUCGACUUUGGCGAUGAGCAUCCCGAGGCUGAGCUGAUCGCAAGUAGCACCCCUCCCAAUGUCCGCUUCGAGAUUGACGACGUCGAGGACACUUGGACGUUUUCUCGGCCGUUUGAUUACAUCCACAGUCGCGUCAUGACCUCGUCGGUCAAGAGCUGGGAAGAUUUCAUCCGCGAGUGCUUCGACCCCGGGGGAUACCUCGAGCUGAACGAAAUCGAUCCCUGCCCUCUGUCCGACGACGGCACCCUCCAAGAGACGUCCGCAGUCAUCAAGUCGGUCCGCAUGCUAGAACAGGCUGCUAACAUCUUCGGUCGCCCUUACCACACCGCGCAAGCACUCCAAGAGACUCUGACAAAAGUCGGCUUCGAGGAUGUGACUGUACAGAGAUUCAAGUGGCCGACGAACCCUUGGCCGCGAGAUGCCCGUCAUAAGGAGCUUGGGAUCUGGACCCACGAGAAUCUGGUUGCCGGCUGGGAGGGCUUCUGCAUGGCACCUUUUACCAGGGCCCUGAAUUGGUCUAGGGAGGAGGUCAUGAUUCUCAUGAUGCAGGUGCGCAAGGAGUUUAGCGAUCGGAGCAUUCAUGCGUACUUCCCGGUGUAA
Molecule: messenger RNA, 2130 nt
Organism: Colletotrichum lupini
Lineage: Eukaryota; Fungi; Ascomycota; Sordariomycetes; Glomerellales; Glomerellaceae
Product: alcohol dehydrogenase
Exons: 10
Coding region: 1-2130 (709 amino acids)
Molecular function (GO): oxidoreductase activity; zinc ion binding
Source: RefSeq, a predicted model, not a curated record